GUUCUUCCUGAUUUCUCCUCUCCUCCGCUCCCAACUCCCUUGCUCCUUCCUGCCUGGUCCUUUCGUUGCCAUCUUCGAGGCCACUGCAGUCUUCUACACCGCAAGAACAACGCGUCUCCACACAAUUCAGAUUACAGGUACUUGACUGUGUUGCAGUGCGUAUACGCUGGGGAGCAAUGGCCUCGUGAGAUUUGACGAGUGCUCCAUACACUUGACGGAAGACAGAACGACUCAAGAGACGUACAGAAUACGCGCUCCACCAGAUAUCUCCUCCCUCGCGCACGUCUCGCUGCACACGGACGAGUAGAUUGAUUGGAAGUCGCCCCCGAUAUGCUUCUUGGGCUGGCUGGAGUGGCCGUGCUGGCACUUGCUGCUCCGAUCCCACACAUCUCUGCUCCGGCUGUAUACAUGAACACAGUAGCACCGCGAAUGAAAAAAGCUACAUACCUUGCGAAUGUCACGAACCCAGCAUUGACUCGAGACUCGUGUGGCUCUGCUCGAGUGGGUGAUAGAGUGCUAUGGACCUGCAGAGAUACUGAGAACUAUGAUGUGGUUGCAAGGAAGCUUCAAGCGCUGCCAAUAGUGACCAAUACUGCCGCUUGGACCGACUUGAGCGUACAUGGUGGCCCAAGUCUGGCAGCUGGUCCAGUGGGGGCUGCUUCAGAUGGAGUGAAGCCAAUAUUGCUCAUGUACGGGGGUGACAACUUGACCCUCCCAGCAUACUUCCCCGUCCAAGAAACGCAAUGUCCAGACUCGGGAGCCUGCGAAGACGGAUCGCGCUAUGCUGUAUGGCACGAUCAGCCUCCUCUGAUCACACACCAGUAUGCGGAUGGCAGUGCCAUCGCCUACACAUGGAUCCCGAAUCAGCAAUUGAAGGGCAUCAACACUUGCAUCACCGAGAACCCUUCCCACUCUCUCUUCAAACAAACGUAUACACCAUCAGCGGACAUCAACGCCAUGCCACAUGUUGAAGUCGUGGCCCCACGCUUUUAUCGCGAAAACCAGAUCGGCUUCGGGCGAUACGGCUCCAUGAUGUACAACAACACCGCCUAUCUCUAUGGCCAAACCUCCGACCGUCACACCGUCCUGGCACGCGUUUCCGCAGAUCAGAUCGAAAACCUCUCCGCAUACGAAUACUACCAAACCACCACUCACACCUGGAUCGACACCGCUCCCGUUUUCAACACCUCCCACGAAGCCAUCACUACUCCAUCAUCCUCGGGCACAUUCGUGUCUCGCAUCCCCCUCAUCGCACACAUCCAAUCCAGCUACAUCAUCCCCAACGCGGGCUACGGCGGCCAAGGCACAUUCUACUACAGCUCCUACUUCUCCCGCUUCAUCUGGAUCGGACAAUCCUCCGGACUCGACGGCACUUCGGCGCACUUUUACAUCACAACCGCUCCCGCGCCCGAAGGACCCUGGGAAGCUCCGACGAUAUUGUUUGCGGGCGAAAAUGGAGAUGAUGCCAUCGCGGCCGCGUAUACGUUGCAGGCGCAUCCGGCGUUGCUGCCAAGUGGACCCGAGGUGGCGAGUGAAAAUGGGAUUUAUGUGACGUGGACGCAGCAGUGGCAGGAAGGGACGGUGGCGAGUAGGUAUGUCACGCCUUUGGUGUGGUUGGAGUUUGAGUAAGUACAUGUAGUAGUGGUAGUAGGACCGAAGAAAAAGCACACACACACAUCACAUACUGGGUAUGUAUGUGGAGGAAGAAGCCCAACCCAGAUGGCAGCAUGAUAUGAGGAAUUUGCAAUCACUGGAUUCGGUCUACGAUAUGAUAUGUUAAGGUACAUGUUUCUAGCUAGAUAUACAGUAUAGAGAUUAUCAGCG
Messenger RNA from Sphaerulina musiva SO2202, 1824 nucleotides. RefSeq lists its product as uncharacterized. The coding region runs from base 331 to 1629 and encodes 432 amino acids. The transcript has a single exon. The record is from RefSeq and is a predicted model, not a curated record. NCBI's taxonomy places the organism in Eukaryota, Fungi, Ascomycota, Dothideomycetes, Mycosphaerellales, Mycosphaerellaceae.